Messenger RNA from Psylliodes chrysocephalus, 1759 nucleotides. The record is from the annotation of a GenBank genome assembly. Lineage: Eukaryota; Metazoa; Arthropoda; Insecta; Coleoptera; Chrysomelidae.
UAUAUAAAUUAAAAUUCAGUUUUAUUCCUUCUAUCCUUACAACGACGACGCCAAUGUACAUAAAUCAGGUUGUGAGUUGUGAUAUGAAUGAAUUAUCGUAAUCAAGGUCAUAGUCCGACCUAAUGUGCAUAACUGCACAAGUUCAUAUUAUAUUUUUAAGAAAAGUAUAUGUAGGUACCUACCUACUUGAAACAGCUAGUUUAGAAAAAUUUCAUUGCUGGGUGGUGCAAUAAAUAUUAAACCACAAAAAUGCCAACCAAACUAGUAUAUACAAAUCCAGGAAAUCCUGUAGAGGUUCUACAUACCGAGGAAUAUGACAUGCCAGAAAUAGAAUCAAACGAAGUUUUGGUGCAAAUGAUGGCAGCAUCUGUUAACCCUGUAGACAUAAACAUAGUACAAGGAAAAUAUCCUUUCAAAUUUGAUAAUGCUGGAUUUGAAGGAGUUGGGAAAGUUAUUAAAUUAGGCUCAGAAGUACAGAAGGUUCAAAUCGGUAGCAUUAUAGUACCAACUACUUAUGCAGGUACUUGGAGAACUCAUCUAACCAUAAGGGAAGACGACAUACUGCCUCUACCUAAAGAUAUAGGCAUUCCAGAAGCCGCAACGUUUUUCGUAAACCCAGCAACUAUGUACAGACUAUUGAAAGAUUUUGUCGAUUUAAAACCAGGAGAUACGGUUCUUCAGAACGGUGCUAACUCUGCAUGUGGCAUAGUUGCAAUACAAUUAUGCAAAGCUUGGGGCUUUAAAUCAAUAAACGUUGUUAGAGACAGACCAAAUAUUGAGGAGUUGAAGAAUUUUUUGAAAAGUAUUGGUGCUACUUAUGUUUUUACUGAAAAGGAAAUUAAGGAAACUGACAUAUUCAAAACUGGACAAGUAGCAAAUCCUAAAUUGGGACUAAAUUGCAUAGGAGGAGAAUCAGCAAAUACCAUUUUAAGACACUUAAGUGGUGAAGGAGUAUUAGUUACAUACGGAGGUAUGUCUUUAGAACCAAUUCGCGUAUCUACAACCACACUUGUGUUCAAGAAUGUUAAACUGGAAGGUUUUAACCUUAAUAAAUGGUUCAACACACCUGAAAAUGAACACAAAAAACCUGAAAUGUUUAAAACAUUAAUUGAUUUAGUAAUGAGAGGAGAAUUAAAGGCCCCGCCAUACGUUUUGGUAGAUUUUUCAAAUUUUAAAGAAGCUAUGAGUAAUACGUUAUCUAAAGAUGGAAUGAUUGGAAAAAAGUACAUUUUAGAUUUUAGGGGUUUUAAAAGCAAAUUUUAAGAUACACCUAAGAACGUUUUUUAAAAAGUUAGGUUUUUUUUUACAAUAAACUUUAAUAAAAAUUAUGUGUUCUACUUUAAGGAAUGUAUGCCCAAAAUUAGGAUUAUUUUCUUUCUACAAAAGGUUGAGACGCAUUAUUCAGUUAUAAAUUGAAAACGAAACAUUUUCAAUUUUACAAAAUUUUAUUAAAAAAAAUAAAUGUAAAUAAAAUCAAAUUCUAAUCAUAAAAUAAAGUGUGCUUUAUGUUUUUUAUACGAAAGAAAAUAAGAUACAUUUUUAAAAUUACCGCAAUCGCCUAAAUUUACUAAUAAGCAAAACCAAACCUAAACCCAGACAGCACAAAAAUAUAUGUAUGGUAUAUUCUCUGGAUUUACUGAGGAUAUAUGUAUGCCUAUGCCUAUAUUCAUGGUAUUUUUUAUAUUCAUGGCAUAUUCAUUUUUUUUGUAUUGCAGUACCAUAGUUUAGAAAAUAAAACCCAUACUUAAUUACAAAUUUG